This is a messenger RNA of Salvia miltiorrhiza (redroot sage), 1787 nucleotides long. RefSeq names its product tetrahydroberberine oxidase-like. Bases 49 to 1677 code for a protein of 542 amino acids. Gene Ontology annotation, molecular function: FAD binding; oxidoreductase activity. The transcript has a single exon. NCBI's taxonomy places the organism in Eukaryota, Viridiplantae, Streptophyta, Magnoliopsida, Lamiales, Lamiaceae. The record is from RefSeq and is a predicted model, not a curated record.
CUUAUAAAUAGAACACAUUAUUGCAUAUGCUUCUCUAAAUCAUCAACCAUGAAACCUCCUUCCAUCUCAUCCCUCGCAUUCAUUCUUGUUCUCAUCAUCUCGUGCUCAUGGGCAGCUUCUGCCGAUGAUCACGACGAUUUUCUCGAAUGUCUCACUGAAGAAUUCCAGAAUUACUCCACGAUUUCAAACGAUGUUUACACCAUCGCCAACUCAUCAUACACUUCCAUCCUUCAAUUCUCCAUCCGAAACCUGAGAUUCGGGUCGGCAUCAACUCCAAAACCGCAAGUGAUCAUAACCCCGGAGCACGAAUCCCAAAUCCCGCCCAUCAUACACUGCGCCAAAGAUAAUGAUCUGGAAGUCAGAACUCGAAGUGGUGGCCAUGACAUGGAGGGACUAUCUUACGUCUCACAAGUCCCAUUCGUGAUCAUUGAUCUGAUCAAUCUCAGCGAAAUCACAGUCGACGCUGAGAAUAAAACUGCGUGGGUUGAAGCAGGUGCCACCAUCGGUUCUUUAAACUACAGGAUUGCAGAAAAAAGUCCAAUUCUGGGAUUUCCAGUUGGUGUCUGCCCAACAGUCGGUGUCGGCGGGCACUUCAGUGGAGGGGGCUACGGCCCCAUGUUGAGAAAAUACGGUCUGGCUGCGGACAACAUUAUCGAUGCAAGAAUAAUCAACGCCAACGGCAGAAUUCUCGACAGAAAAUCAAUGGGCGAAGACCUGUUCUGGGCCAUCAGAGGCGGCGGGGGAGCCAGCUUCGGCGUGAUCACCGCCUGGAAGAUACAACUGGUGGACGUUCCAGAAACCGUCACUGUUUUCUCAGUGCGCAGGACGUCGGAACAGAAUGCGACGCAACUCAUUCACCGCUGGCAAGACGUGGCUCCCAAACUCGACAAAGAUCUCUUCAUCGGUGUCAUCUUGAGCAGGGUGAAUUCCAGCCAAGAGGGAAGGAACGCGACCAUCCAAGCCAAUUUCUGGUCACUUUUCCUCGGUGGAGUCGACAGAUUACUUCCAAUGCUGCAAGAAAGUUACCCUGAGUUGGGCGUGGAAAGACAAGACUGCAUCGAGAUGAGUUGGAUCGAAUCAGUGCUAUAUUUUUCGGAAGCCCCCGUGAUACCGGCUUCGCAGCGACAGCCACUUGAAGUUUUGCUUAACAGAACUCAGCCAAAUCUAGUAAACCUGAAAGUGAAAUCAGAUUACGUGCAGAAACCCAUUCCCGAAUUAGGGCUACAAGGGAUUGAGAGACUGUUAUACGAAGCAGAGAUCCAGUCUUUUGUCCUGAUGAUCCCAUAUGGUGGAAGAAUGUCUGAAAUUUCUGAAUCGGAAACUCCAUUCCCUCAUAGAGCUGCAAACUUGUACAAAAUUGCUAGCACGGUGUAUUGGCAGGGCAACGAGGGUGGAGAUUCGGAGAGGUACAUAGGUUGGAGCAGAAGGUAUUACAGUUACAUGGCUCCUUAUGUGUCGAGCUCGCCCCGAGAAGCAUAUCUCAACUACAGAGAUGUCGACAUUGGAGUGAAUAAGGUUGUUGGUGAGACGAGCUAUGAAGAAGCCAGCAUUUGGGGGAAGGCGUAUUACAAGGACAAUUUCGAUCGUCUUGUUCGGGUGAAAACAGUGGUUGAUCCGGAGAAUUUCUUCAAGAAUGAGCAGAGCAUUCCGUCGUCGCAUUCCGACAAAGAUGAUUAGGAUUUUUACUUCAGACCGCCAACAUAUGUACUUGAAUAAGGCGUUAUAUUAUUUCAUGUUUUUGUUGUACAAGUAAUGAUUUUAUUGUGCUCAUAAAUUGAUUUUUUUUU